Molecule: messenger RNA, 729 nt
Organism: Anopheles coustani
Lineage: Eukaryota; Metazoa; Arthropoda; Insecta; Diptera; Culicidae
Product: keratin, type I cytoskeletal 9-like
Exons: 2
Coding region: 1-729 (242 amino acids)
Source: RefSeq, a predicted model, not a curated record
AUGACUACUAUUAUGAUCUACCCGGUAGCACAAGGACCACAGCAAGCAACCGGAGGUGGUAGUGGUGCUUCCGCUGGAGGUGCCGGCUUCGGAUUCCCUGGAUUCAAUGGCUUUCAAAUGCCUGGUUUCGGCGCUGGAUUCCCUGGACAGUUUCCCUUCCCUCAAACCGGAGCUGGUUUCGGCCAAGGCUUUCCAACAUUCGCGGGAUUCCCUGCAAUGGGCAACAACUUCGGUACAGUGAGUGGAUCCACCUCGAAUGCUGGUUCACAUGCCGGCAGCGGCGGUGUGUCGUCUGGAAGCAGCGCGACAAGUUCAUCUUGGUCCAGCUCCUCCUCGUCAGGCCAGCAACACCAACCACACGGUGGCAUCAGUACGGGCAGCUCUGGAACAUCCCAUGCAGAGCAAGAGCCAGCCCAAGGUCACAUUGGCACAUCUAGCGGCGCCGGAAGCUCAAGCCAAGGUCAGUCGAAUCACGGCGCCGGUCACGGUACCCACAGUGCAAGCGGUGCUGGUGCUCAAUCGCAAAGCGCUGGAGGACACGGUACAACCGGUAGCGCCAGUGGCGCCCAAGCCGCGGGAUCAUCGUUCGGAGAAGGUGGACGCCACACGGAAGCUAAUCUGUCCGGUGGAGGAGCUGGUGAAGUUUUCGGUGUGCGCAUCAGCACCGACGAAUCGGAAGAUGGUACAGUGAAGAAAACCCAAUCUGGAGCCUGGGUAUGGAAAUCGUAA